This is a messenger RNA of Aethina tumida (small hive beetle), 1196 nucleotides long. RefSeq lists its product as uncharacterized. NCBI's taxonomy places the organism in Eukaryota, Metazoa, Arthropoda, Insecta, Coleoptera, Nitidulidae. The record is from RefSeq and is a predicted model, not a curated record. The transcript is spliced from 6 exons. Bases 134 to 1042 code for a protein of 302 amino acids.
GUUCAUUUGUGGGGCGAUAAAAGAAAGAAAAAAGUCGUUCAGUGUUCAGCUUUGAAAGCCUGUGAAACUUAAUUUAAUCGCUACACAUUUUAAACAAAAAAGUGCAUUGAUUGGAUAAUCGGACUUGGAUGCCAUGGAGAAAAAAAUGCAUGAAUUGUUGGAUUCUUCUGAUGAUGAAAUCGAAAUGUUGCAAAAUUUAUUCAACCACAGUUAUGAUGAAUUGGAUUCUUCUUUCGACGAUGAUUUUGAUUUAUUGCAUGAUUGUUUUCAUCGUCGCUACAAUUUAGAUUCUUCAUUUGAUGAUGUUGAUGAUGAUGAUGAUGAGUUACUUUCUAUUCCCGACGUUGAUAAUGAUUUGCGGGAUCCCUCAGCAGCUUUGGACCGUCUAUUCAAACUAAAUGCCAUUAGAGCCAUGGGUGGUGGUGAAUCGUGUUUUUAUUCUGGCUAUGAUGAUGAAUCAAUAAGAAGUAGCAGAAGUACUAGUUGGGAAUUAGAAGAAAGUGACGGAAAAGGAAGUCCGGAAUUAGCAAGAGGAGGCGUAACAGUGAAUCAGGAAUUAGAAAACGGAGACAGAAGAGGGAGUCCAGAAUUAGCAAGAGGAGGCGUAAUAGUGAAUCAGAAAUUAGAAAACGGAGACAGAAGAGGGAGUCCGGAAUUAGCAAGAGGAGGCGUAUUAGCGAAUCAGCAAUUAGAAAACGGAGAUAGAAAAGUGAGUCCGGAAUUAGCCGGAGGAAGCGGAAUAAAGAAUCAGGAAUUAAAAAAGGGAGGCAGAAGGGGUAGUCCGGAAUUGGCAAGAAGGGGCGAAAUAGCGAAUCAAGAAUUAGGAAGCGGAGGCAGAAGGAGACGGAAAGUGUUAAGAAGAAAAUGGCGGGGAUUAACUUGGAGAGGCGGCCCUGGAAUAGCAAAAAGUGGAAGGAGAAUCUGGCAAAGGCAGAGGAGAGCAGAUAAGAUUAAGGUGUUAAAAACCCUGAACCGUCGACUUAUCCGGAACUGGAGACAAUGUAAUGAAAUUUUCAGGAACAUGAUAUGGAAUGACAUCUAAAAACUACGAGAAACAGACUAAAAUGUAGUGACAGCAACUGCAAUUACUUUUUAUAUUAGAAGUUAAAGUUAGAGUAUAUUCUAAUAAUGAUGGGAUAAGAGUUAGAACUUUUCACUAGUAGUUUAUUUUGUCGAAAGUAAAUACUAAAAACGUC